CUUCAUUUUGUGUAUAGUUUCUUAUUAUUUUUAUUUUUAUAUAUUUAUGUAGAUUAGUUUUUAUUAAUAUUAUUAUUGUUUCCGUUAUUAUAUCAAUUUUAGCUUUAUAAAAAUAUGUGUUAUUCUCUAUCUUCUUCUAUUAACUAUUCUUGAUUAUUUCCUUUCUUCCUACUUUUCCUGAUAUGCUAAUUUACUUUUUAAAGGAUUUGUUAAAAAGAAGGCCCGCUCACAUUGGAUCCUUCCUUCCUUAUCAUACUUCUAAUAUUAGUUUCCCAGAUUCCACCUACAUUUCAAAUUUUCCCCUAAAUCCUGCAAAUUUUAUAAACAUUAGGCACACUAAUAACAUUAAUGGUAAUCGCAUAAUGAGGUCUCCAAUGAACUUCAUUAAUCGCAAGUUCUCAACAGUCACUAAGGCUGUUAUUCCCGAAUCAUACUCUGACGAGGACAUAGAAACCGUUGAAAGCAUAAAGAUUCUCAUUGAUAAACGGAUCCGACCUGUGAUUCAGCAGGACGGUGGGGACGUUUCUUUCGUUUCUUACGACCCUUCAACCGGUUAUGUUUACGUUAGGCUCAGCGGCGCUUGUGUUGGAUGCAUACAGAGCGACGUGACUCUGAAGCACAUGAUCCAGGGCAUGCUGUGUCACUAUCUCGAGGAGAUUACUGCGGUGUACAAUGUCGACGAAGAGAACAAUGUAAUCAAAGGAAAUUCUGAAAACGAUUAUUAAUAUAGUUUCCAUUUUAUAA
Theileria parva strain Muguga is the source of this 744-nucleotide messenger RNA. RefSeq names its product NifU-like domain protein (gene NIFU4). Gene Ontology annotation, biological process: iron-sulfur cluster assembly. Gene Ontology annotation, molecular function: iron ion binding; iron-sulfur cluster binding. The record is from RefSeq and is a predicted model, not a curated record. Gene Ontology annotation, cellular component: mitochondrion. The transcript has 2 exons. The coding region runs from base 183 to 725 and encodes 180 amino acids. Lineage: Eukaryota; Apicomplexa; Aconoidasida; Piroplasmida; Theileriidae.